Messenger RNA from Wasmannia auropunctata (little fire ant), 1879 nucleotides. RefSeq names its product eukaryotic translation initiation factor 4H-like (gene eIF4H1). Gene Ontology annotation, molecular function: RNA binding. Bases 950 to 1771 code for a protein of 273 amino acids. The transcript has 5 exons. The record is from RefSeq and is a predicted model, not a curated record. NCBI's taxonomy places the organism in Eukaryota, Metazoa, Arthropoda, Insecta, Hymenoptera, Formicidae.
UUCCUCUAGUCAGAGUUGAGACACGAGCGGUCCUCUUCGUGAUUGGUGCCGCCAUAUUUCAGUUUGUCGAUGUGUUAGUUAAUGUAAGUGAAUAGGUGAAAUCAGUUUUUGUUGGUAUAGAGUACUACAGACAACAGAGUUGUCAUGGUUGUCACACAGAAUUGACAGAAUCAAAUUAUAGAAUUUUACAAAAGUAAGAAAUUAUUCUUCAAUCAUUGUAUGGUAUGGUUCUACAGAGUGUAUCACCACAAACCGAUUCUGCAACUAUAUCUAAAAUUAAACAGUAACCAGUAGUAAAUACUUCAGAUAACGUUUCUGCGCACAUUAUUUGAUAUAUUUACUAUUGGUUAUAGACGUUAUAGAUUCAUACGUUUAUUUUGUAAUAAUAAAAAAUUAUGUUACAUUCAUGUCGCAUUUUUAUUCUGAGUGUGAAAACAUUUUGAAAAUUAUUUUAGUAUAAGUUAUAAUUCAUUUCCAUGAUUUGAAAGUUGCGCCAGCGAAUUAUUGGCUGUUUCCGGUAAGACUGAAACAUGGCGUCUUUCCGCCUCAUGUCUCAACUCUGACUAGAGGAACUCUAGACGUCGGACGCGCGAUUGGUUUUGGUCGAGGCGCGACGUGCGCGGACGAGGAGAAUCGAACCCUCGAGUCACUUAACGAAUUUAGUCCCCCGCGACUUCGGAUCUCGACGACACGAGGUACGGCUCAGUGCGCCGAAGUGCGCUUUCGUUUCAGGCUCGUCGCCGCGUCCGUGUCGCCGUUUCGCCUAGCUAAAUUCAGCCCCGGCGCGCGUAGCCGGGCCGCGUCACGUACACACGAUACACACACACGACGUCGAGAACGCGCGAUCUCACGUCGGUAAAUUAUUGAGUGCCGGGUGGCGAUGGUGUCGCUCACGACGCACGGUGACUGAUUCGACUCACGCGGUCCCGGUCAGUUCCGUGCAUUCAAUAUGGCAGGCCGAGGUGGCUACGACGAUUCAAGAGAUUAUCCCACUCACCGAAGUAGAAAACCGUUGCCGACAGAACCUCCGUAUACUGCGUACGUGGGAAAUUUACCGAAUGGAAUUGUGCAAGGCGACGUUGACAAAAUCUUCGAGAAUCUUAAUGUCAAAGUCAUCAGACUGGUUAAGGACAGGGACACUGAUAAAUUUAAGGGCUUCUGCUAUGUCGAAUUCGAGGACUUGUCUGAUCUCGAGAAAGCGCUGGAAAUGGACGGGGCGGUAGAAGUAGACAAAUGUCUGAUCAAGAUCGAUGUAGCGGAAGGAAAGAGAAACGACCGUGGCGGCGGUUUCGACAGGAGAGGUCGCGGCGGCAGCGGCGGCGGUGGCGGCGGCGGGAGCGGAUUCAAAGGACGGGACGCCGGUCGUAGUGGAUACGAUGAUUUCGAUAGUAAAUCCUCAUAUUCAAGAUACAGCGAUAGAGGCCCGCAGGGAGGUAGGCAAGGCAACGAUAGAUGGGAUUCUAGAAGUAAUAGGGGCAAUUACGGCCAAUUCAACGACGACACAGGUGGGAACCGUGACUGGUCGCGAAGUACGUCUGGCAGAUCGUACACUAAUAAACCUCCACUUCGGGGAACCGGUCCGGAACGAAAACCGUUUCAAGAGGACCCCUAUCAGAAAGAUGCUCCUCCACCAGACACUACUGGAAGGAAACGUCUGGAGCUCAAACCAAGGACUGUUAAAGAGCCUGUGAAUGCAAUUGCGGAAUCGAGUAAAACAAGUUCCAUUUACGGAGGUGCAAAGCCUCGGGAGGAAAAAAUGCAGGAAAAGUAAAAAAAAAAACUAACGAUAUCACCAAUAGUCUCAGAUUUCCCCGCGGAAAUUGGAGAGAAAAACAUUGUUGACAAAAUUUUAAAACCAAUCCAAGAUUUCCUCAUAGUU